UUUUUUGUUUCUCUCACUUCAUCGUUAUCACUUUCUGUAGUUCUUCUACGAAAUCAGAGAAGAAUGACGAUGAUCUAUCCACCAGAGGAUAAAAUCAUGGGUUAUUAUCUGAAGAUGAUGAUCGAUAACAAAAACGAGUGGCCUAGCAACUUCCUCCGAAGCGAAGACGUGUACUGCGUAAACCCAUCGACGCAUUUCAAUACUCAAGAACCUCUGAUCCUACACGACGGACGAUACUUGUUCGUUAACCGAACAAAGAAUUCAGGUAAAACCGAUGGAUGUGAGUCUGGUUGCUGGAGGAUCAUUGGUCGUGAUAAACUGAUCAAGUCGGAGAAGAAUGAGGAGAUUCUAGGGUUCAAGAAAGUGUUCAAGUUUUGUGAAAAGAAAGAGGAGAAACCACCGACAUCGUUUUUCAAGUUCAGCUGGGAGAAGGAGCAGAAGGAGAAGAGACGAGUGAGAGAUAAGAGGCUUUGGGUGAUGGAAGAGUAUAGGCUUGCGAGUAAAUGGAAGCAAGAUUACGUGAUCUGCAAGAUUCGGCUUCUGAAUCCGAACCCACUACAGUUCAUGUUAUCCAACCACGUUCGAGGUUACGCUCUAUGUUAAGAUUAUGAAUUGAAGAAGAUUCGCUUUAAGUUUU
Messenger RNA from Eruca vesicaria subsp. sativa (arugula), 637 nucleotides. The record is from the annotation of a GenBank genome assembly. NCBI's taxonomy places the organism in Eukaryota, Viridiplantae, Streptophyta, Magnoliopsida, Brassicales, Brassicaceae.